This is a messenger RNA of Ceutorhynchus assimilis (cabbage seed weevil), 2572 nucleotides long. NCBI's taxonomy places the organism in Eukaryota, Metazoa, Arthropoda, Insecta, Coleoptera, Curculionidae. The record is from the annotation of a GenBank genome assembly.
UUCAUUCAUAAUCUUUAUCGGUCAAGUGGCUAAUAAUGCAAGCUAUUGACAAACUAGAUUUUCCCAUCAGUCGAUUUUUUCCUGCAUCAAGUUAGACCGGUGCCAUAAUAUAAAAGGUCAACUUAAAAUAAAGUCGCACGAAUGAAUGUCAAUUUUGAAGUGAACUUCCAAAAUAAGUUAACAAUUCCAAGAACUUUAAGUUUAAAGUAUUGGAUUAAUAAUGGAAAAAAAUUGUGGUGACAAAGUUUCCCGAGUGGAAAUUAGUGGUGAGACGACAACCAGUGAGAGCAGCAAUACUAGUGUAGAGGGUGAUACAGUUUUGUGUUGUAAGAGCAAACGUGGACCUAUUGAUGGAAAAAAAAAAAAGAAAACGAAAUUCACCAUAAAACAAAAAGUCUCCCUAGCCAUGCUAGCUCUGGCAGACUUUAUAUGUUUCUGUUCAGUAUCAAUAAUUUCUCCAUUUUUUCCCGCUGAAAGUGCCAAAAAAGGCGUUUCCGUAUCAGUUUCGGGAUUAAUAUUUGGAGUUCAUGCUAUUGUAGUCGUUUUAACAUCGCCAAUAUUCGGUAAAGUGCUGCCUAAAUUUGGAGCCAAGUAUAUUUUUAUAUCUGGACUUUUAGUAUCAGGAAUAUCUAGUUUAGCUUUUGGUCUUAUAUACAGGAUAGAUGACUACACUUAUUUUGUAACAGCGUCAUUUGUAAUACGAGCAAUUUCGGCUCUAGGAGCCAGUGCUUAUUCUACAGCUGGAUAUGUACUUAUUAUAAAUAUUUUUCCUGACAAUGCUGGUGCAGUAAGAGGUCUUCUAGAAACCUUUGUAGGCCUAGGAAUCAGUGCCGGACCAGGAAUCGGCGGCUUGCUUUACACGAUUGGAGGGUUCGGUCUUCCAUUUUACGUUGUUGGAAUUAUUACCAUUGUAAUCGCUUUUUUGAAUUUGUUUUUGCUGGCGCGACCUGAAAAAAACCAACUAGAAAAAAGUGAAUCUUUAAUAAACCUACUAAGACUUCCUCCAGUAUUGGUAACAUGCACCCUUUUAAUAGUCACUUCCAUGACUAUCUCCUAUUUGGAUCCAACUUUGGAGCCCCACUUGAGAAAGUUCGAAUUGAGUGCCAGCCAAGUAGGCCUCAUGUUCCUGCUUUUAUCUGGAACCUACGGAUUAUCCAGCCCCAUGUGGGGCUGGCUCAGCGACAAAAUGAAAGAUUACACUUGGAUUAUGACUACUGGCUUAUUUUGUAGUUCGGUGGUUUUGUUGUUUUUGGGACCGUCGCCAGUGCUUACUUUUGUUGAAGACUCAAUUUGUCUUAAUGCAGUUGCCCUAUCAGCCCUUGGCGUAUCCACUGGAAUGGCUUUGAUACCUACUUAUCAAUAUAUUUCUGAUAGUGCAAUCGAAAAUGGUUUUCAAGAAAGUUUAGGCACCCAUAGUGUAAUAGCUGGCCUUUGGUCAUCAGUUUACUCACUAGGCGAAGUUAUAGGACCAGUCUUGGGUGGCACCUUGAUGCAAAACUUUGAAUUUCCAGUGACAUCUAGCACAAUGGCUCUCAUUAACUUUGUAGGGGCCAUUUUGGCAUUGAUAUACUUUAAAUUGAAGCACAUGAAAGAGAAAGCUUUAGCAGAAAAGCACGGUAUUGAUAAUGUUGUUUUUGGUGAAAUUAAUGGGAUUUGUACUUUAGGAAAAGGGGAAGACAAUAUAUGACUGUGAGUUCUCAACUUGAAUUCAAACCAGAUAAUUUGAAAAAACUAUUAUUUUUCAAUUAAAAUAUGUGCCAAGUAACUAAUGUUUCUAGAAAAUAAGGAAGAAUAAUUAAGUCAAAAAUAAAUAGUUAUGUGAUAACAAUUUGACACCUCCUAAUUGAUUUUUUUUUUACAUAAUUGGAGAAAAUUCACCCAUUGAUAUGAUUGAGAAAAACAAGGAACUUAAAGUCACAGUCUCAUGAACUAUUCAAUUAUCAAUAUAAGUUGUAAAUGUAACUAUUUGUAUGAUACUAAUUGAAUAAUUGGUGAGACUAUGACUACAAAUUUUCUAGUUUUCUUAAUCAUAUUAUUGUAAAUAGGCCAGUGGAGUGUGAUCUUUGACAAAAAACAAUAAACAAAAUAAAUAAAAAAUUAUGUCGUGAUAUACCGGGUGGUCCUCCGGGAAUGACAUCGAUUGCUUAUGGGAAAACUGUGAAAGGUAAAAAUUUGAAAAUUUGGCAACAUAGCAAUGUCGAUGGGGGACAUCUAGGUAAAAUAUUUUCAAGAUGGCGGCAUUUCCGGUCAUACCGGAAGUUGAUACCAACUCGGUUAUUUUAAAUAGAACACCCCAUAUAUUAAUGUAUUUUUGGAUUCUACAUAAAAUUCUGAGCAGAUUUCAUGUAAUAUACCCUAUACCUAAGUUCAACUGUUUUGGAAAUAUUGACAGUUGAAAAUUGACUUUUUGCAACUUUGACAAGCUGUAAAACCUAAUUGGUUAAUUUUAGAGGAAAACCGAUUUCACAUUCCUAUCUUAGAUUUUGAUAAACUAUCAUUUGACACCAACUUUGAACUUAAACGGAGAUUAAAUUUAACUGAAAUUUUUAAUCAUGGAUUUAAUUCAAAGUUG